GAGAGAGACAGAGAGAGAGGGAGAGGAAAUAGAAGAACAGAACUACCGGAGCCUAUGAAUGGCGACGGAAGAACAGAGUAAUCAAGAAGAAGCAGCAGGAAGAGAGGAUUCCUCGACUCGUUUGCAUACGAUUAUGGCGGAAGCAAAACAAUCGGCGUUGUUUUGCACAGGUGAUCUUUUAGGCGGAGAUGGAGCGAUUGCGAGUCUACCCAUGAAGAAAAAGAAGAGGAAAAACAGGAAUUCUCUUCCCUCAACCGCCGUAAGUUCUCUCAAUUUCUCCGCUUCGUCACCCACGCCUCAAUCGCAGGCACAUGAUCCAAUUCUCAAUCUUACCCACGAGAACGGAAUUGCUUCUUGUGCUGAUUAUCUUAAUUACAAUAUUAAUCUUGAUGUUAAUCUAGCAAUUAAUUGCUCCGAUAAUGCUAAUAAUAAUGAUAUGGAGAAGAAUAAGAAGAAGAAGAGUAAGAAGGUUCUAGAACAAGAAGAAUCGUGGGUGGUUUCGCCGUCAGGAACCACGUGCUCAUAUGAUUUUCCCACUAAUGACACUGACGCAAAUGAGAUCGAAGAGGAAAAAGAUUGCAACAAAAAAAAAGAUAGGAGGAGGAGGAGGAAGAGAAAUGGUAGCAAGUGUUGCGAGCUAGCGAGAGAGGAGGAUAGGGCUUUUGAGUUUGAUAAGCAGAAAAGAGAGCCCGAUUACCGAAUAAAGAGCAGGAUUGGUCCAUUUGAUGUGAGUUUAGAAAACGAAGUUUUGAAGAUUGAGGAUAUUCUUUCGCGAAGGAUUUACAAGAGUAAUGGCACGAGAACAGACUUAAAGGAUGGCCAGCAUGAUGAUGAAGAGGAACCCACUUUCUCUUUCAAGGCUGCAAACAAUCCUUCCAUUCUAGCUAUUGAUGGUUGCUGCAACUUAGCUGGGGAGGUUGAGGAUGAAGCUGUUAUAAUACCAAGCAUUUAUGCAAGCUUGAAAGAAGAAAAGGUACAGCAAAAUGAGCUAAAAAUUGGAAAGACUGUUAGUUCCAAGCAAAGGCGAAGAACCAAAAAACAGCGAAGAAUUGCUCGCAUUGAUGUUCGAAAGGUGUCUCCAUACUUUCAGAAGAUACCCAAAGAAGGAGAAAAUGCAGAUGACCCCCAUCUCAAUCUCACCCAUGAGAAUGGAAUUGCUUCUUGUGCUGAUUAUCUUAAUUAUAGGAAGCGAAGGAAGAUCAAUGACAUUAAAUGUGAUGUUAAUCUAUCAAUUAAUUGCUACAAUAAUACUAAUAAUAAUGGUAAGAAGAAGAAGAAGAAGAAGAGUAAUCCUAGUUCUAGUAAGAAGGGUCUAGAAGUAGAAGACUCGUGGGUGGUUUCGUCAUCAGGAACCUGGUGCUCAUAUGAUUCUCAUACAAAUGACACUUCCCCAAAUGUGAUCAAAGGGGAAAAAGAUUGCAACAAGAGCAAAGACAAGAGGAGGAAGAGAAAUGAUAGCAACACAGAUGAGAGGAGGAGGAAGAGAAAUGAUAGCAAGUGUUGUGAGCUAGUAAAAGAGGAGGAUAAGGCUUUUGAGUUUGAUAUGCAGAAAAGGGAGCCCGGUUACCAAAUGAAGAGCAGAAUUGGACCAUUGGAUGGAAGUUAUGAAAAUGAGGUUUUGAAGCUUGAGGAUGUCCUUUCGCAAAGCAUUUACAAGAGCAAUGGCACGAGAACAAACUUAAAGGAUGGCCAACACGAUGAUGAGGAGGAACCCACUUUCUCUUUUAAGGUCACAAACAAUCCCUCCAUUCUAGCUAUUGAUGGUGGCUGCAACUUAGCUGGGGAGGUUGAGAAUGAAGCUGUUAUAAUACCAAGCAUUUAUGCAAGCUUGAAAGAAGAAGUACAGCAAAAUGAGCUAGAAAUUGGAAAGACUGUUGGUUCCAAGCGAAGGAGAAGAAAGGAAAAACAGCAAACAAUUGCUCAUGUUAAUGUUCGAAAGGUCUCCCCAUACUUCUGUAGGUCAAAAGGACAACAAGAGGCGAGAAAUGACGAUAAUGGUAGACAAUUUAGCCCAACAAGAGCUUGUGCAAAAGCUCGCGCUACUUCUGCGAAGGUCUCCCCCUACUUUCAAAAGAUAUCCAAAGAAGAACAGCAAGAGGUGAGAAAUGACGGUAAUGAUAGACAAUUGAGACCCAAAAAAGCUUGUGCAAAAGCUCGUGCUACUUCUGUGAAGGUCUCCCCCUACUUUCAAAAGAUAUCCAAAGAAGAAGAAAAUGCAGAUGGCCUUCUGUUGGAAGGUAAAAAUGGGUGUAAAACAGGUGUGGAAGUUAGUACUGUUCUAUCUACUUCUGAGAAGCUAGGUGAAGCUUACCUAAGAAAAAGUCCAGAUAACAUGUGGAAACCUCCUCGCUCCAGCUAUGGUCUACUCCAAGAGGAUCAUGCCCAUGAUCCUUGGAGGGUAUUGGUGAUAUGUAUGCUCCUAAAUCGGACAACUGGUUUGCAGGCUAAAAGGGUGAUAUCGGAUCUCUUUACUCUCUGUCCUGAUGCAAAGACCGCAACUGAGGUCACUCCAGAGGAGAUUGAAACGAUUAUAAAAACACUAGGUCUGCAAAGGAAGAGGGCAGCGAUGAUACAGCGCCUCUCUCAAGAGUACUUGUGGGAAAGCUGGACCCACGUGACUCAGCUGCAUGGCGUUGGCAAGUAUGCAGCUGAUGCGUACGCAAUAUUUUGUACAGGAAAGUGGGACCUGGUGAGGCCUACUGAUCACAUGCUAAAUUAUUACUGGGAAUUUCUGUGCAGUAUUAGACAUACCUUAUGAUUUUCCCUCUCUCUCUCUCUCUCUCUCUUCCUAUUAGACAUACCUUACAGGAUUGUGAGCUCUAUUUUUGUGAUUUUAGAGUACAGUUUCAAGGAAGAACUUGUUCUAGUCAAAACUUCUAUUUUAAACUUGUACAGAUUUAGGAUCAAGAAUAUCUGAGUAGAGAUAGCUAGAAGCUGAACCCAUCUCCUACAUUUUGGUCUGCUUCCACCCCUUAUCAAUCACCUGUAUAUGCAAAUCUUUUUUCUUUGUCCCUUUUCUUAUUUUUCUAGUUAAUGUUAUUUUCAUUUGGUUGAUGCAAAA
Messenger RNA from Corylus avellana, 3061 nucleotides. The record is from RefSeq and is a predicted model, not a curated record. NCBI's taxonomy places the organism in Eukaryota, Viridiplantae, Streptophyta, Magnoliopsida, Fagales, Betulaceae.